AUGAAAUAUUCUGCUUAUUAUGUAACACUUGUAUAUUUAUUAAGUAAAUGUUUAUUUUUUAUUAAUGUAACAGGACAAUUAAAUUUUCUUAAUCGUUAUCUUUUUGGGUCAAACGAUAAUUGGAGAAAUUUGUUGCACUGGAAUUCAACUUUUUGGAAGGAAUCUGGAGUAUUCCCUAGAGUUACUUGGUGUGAUUUUGAUGUCAGAGAAAUGGGACAAUCAGUUAACCAUACAGUUCAAUGUGUUUUAGUUUUAAACGUUUUUAUGGAAAAAGCUUUUAUGCUUUUGUGGGGAUGGUAUACAGUUUUGGCAAUUAUUACUUUGGCUAAUAUUAGUGCUUGGUUCUAUGGCUACUUAAGUACAGCUUCUGCCGAACAUUUUAUUUUUAAUCAUUUAGAAAUGGCUGGUGAACCAUUAUUCGAUAAAGAUCCAAAUAUUUUACAACCAAAACAAAUUCAGCAAUGUGUAGCUAAAUUUAUUGUUAAAUAUUUAAAAACGGAUGGAUUAUUUAUUCUUCGAUUAAUUGCCCAACACGCGGACGUGCAAAUGUCAACACAAUUAAUUUAUAAAAUGUGGACAAGUCAUUAUAUUAUUGAAAAACAAAGAGAAUCACUAAAAAAAUCAGAACCUAUAUGGAAACGUCAUUUAUUAGCAUUAGAAAAAAUGACAUUACAAGUAGAAUUAGAAGGAGGAGAGGAAAUGCAAGAACAUACAUAUCCAAAAAUGGGACAUAGACGUGAAAGUAUUACAAGCUUGGCUGAAAGUGAAACAACUAGAUGUUAA
Messenger RNA from Meloidogyne enterolobii, 783 nucleotides. The record is from the annotation of a GenBank genome assembly. NCBI's taxonomy places the organism in Eukaryota, Metazoa, Nematoda, Chromadorea, Rhabditida, Meloidogynidae.